UGAAAGGUUUGGAACCCCUCCCCUUAUAUAUAAAACAAAGACUCCGCCUCCAAUAUGUGGCAUUGAGUGUGUGUCCACACCAGGGUAGAAUUGGCACCAUGCUCUCCAGAUCAGCCAUGCACGUGCCACAUUAUGCCCCUUCCAUGUUCAGGGAGUUUGACAGAUGGAAGGGCUAUCUGAGCCUUGCGAAAGUGGUUACGGAGAUCAUCGCGGAACGCAAGAAGGUCCCAUUUCCAUCUCAGAGUUGGGACACAAUGGAGUACGACAUGCAGCUAGUCCUCAACGAGGACAACUUUGAAACAGCAUCACAAUGGGUUAAUGGAAGCAGUUCCAGCAGCAAGAGCUCCAAAGGUAGUGCCAAUGGCCAGGCUUCCCAAAACAAGGAGAUUUGCAAUUUCUGCAAACACAACGGGGAAUCCAAGCAGGUCUAUUCGUCCCACCGGCUGAAGGGGAUGGACGGCACCGUGGAGUGCCCCAUCUUGCGCAAAUACACCUGUCCGCUCUGCGGUGCCACGGGCGAAAAGGCCCAUACUUUAAAAUACUGCCCACUGAGCCAAGGGAAGAGGUCGCUGUAUCGCAAGUGCGGACGUAACUCGGCUGGACGCAAGGUGAGGAGAUAAGAAGAUCAGGAGAAGACCGAAGCAUUUAUUCUUAGUUUUAGUUUGACUUUGUAAAAGAACAACAUUUGAUUUCGAGCAUCAUUAACACUCUUUACAUUUCCUCCCACUUUGUUUCAGGUUUGGAGAAUGGAAGCCCAAUUCUCUUAGACUACAUUUAUGUGUCAGUUGCCUAGUGUGAUGACUCAUGGGCCCUGCAGUCCUAUUCCUGACAGUAUUGUGGCAGAUGAGGAGGAAAAUAUGGAGUUUUCCCCAGAUUUCCGGUCGGAGUCAGAGCCUUGGCAGCUGCCUGAAGUUCUAGUCCAAGAACCAAUUAAACCUGACCUUGGUGGGAACUCUCCCCCUUAUGGGAGAAAACAGGCUUACACGACUGAUAGAGGAUCGAGAGAAAAAUUUAGAAGUAGUGCUCGCCUUGCUGCCAAAUAUGCCACUGAUUAGAAGUAUUUCCCCUGAGAAAAUACGGGGAGUCUUGCACCUGCAAGCUGGUUUCCUUCGCUCCCUGUUCUCUAGGGAAAGUGAUUGUUGUUUGGGGAAACGAGACCCAAUAUAGGGAAAUUGCGCGAAGGAUUCCUUGCGGAGUCAAUUCGUCAGCUCCUGGAGAGAGGUCAUGUGUGUGUGGACUUCGAAUCCUGUUCCUUGCCUCCUGAAUCUAGUUCCAAGCCUUGUCCUCGUCUCACGGAUUUACCACAGAUCUUGUUCCAUGCUUCAAGUUGCUUUGCCUUUAGCCACAGCUCCAGCCACGUUCCAAGUAACUUUCAGCCUUGUGUCAAGCUUCAUUGGAUUCAAGACUUUUUCUGUUUUCCCAACGCUUUGCUUGGCAAAGCGUGUGUUGCGGUUAUUGGAUUAUAAUCUUUGGACUCUAAUAUUUCAUAUUGGACAAUAAUCUGCUGGACUAUAUUUGGCCUCAUUUGAAAGGUCUGCUUCUGAACUUUAUUCUACACUUGUUUUUAUUGACUUUAUAUAUUCCUUUAAUAAAGAUAUUAGAUAGAAUCUGGCCUCAGUGUAUGGUUAUUGGUGCCCAGCAGCCUAGAUCCUGACACCUUGUAUCAUGCUUUUUUAUACAUAUAAUCAUGUUUUUUACAUAUGUAAUAUCACGUUCCUUUGACAUCUGUAAUUGCCUUAUAUCAUAUUUUAUAUUGUGUUUUAUAUAUGCAGUUACUUUACAUGUUUCUUUUAUGUAUGGAUGUAUAAUUUUUACAUGUUUAAUUAUAUUAUUUGCAACUAUAAUUGCCUAAUAUCAUGCUUCUUUUAUAUAUGCAAUGACAUCAUGUUUAUUUAACGUAUAUAAGUGCCUUAUAUCAUGUCCGGGUUAUCAUGUGUGUCUCCAGAGGGAUGCAGCCCUAUCCUUUGCAGGGAAAAUAUAGAAAUAUCUUCUAAAUGGCUACUGUCUAGAAUUUUGUUUUGUAAAGAAAGGAAAAGUUUAUAUGCUAUUGGAAAGAAAGAUACUAUUUUAUGUUUAAAUUUUGGAAAGGAAUAGAAUUGGUUAUUAUUACUGUGGUCUAACCUUCAAUUGUUUGCAAGUUGUUCUAAAGUUUGGAUCGUAGAGUUUAAUAAACAGAGUUUAUGGUUUUGGCAUCAAAACUGUUCAUGUUGUGCUUAAAUGGGAUUGAAUUUUCUUUAAUUUGUGGCCCAUAAUAGGCUGGUUAUAAGCCUGAUCUGGAAGGCAGCCAAGGCAAAGACCAUUGAGCUGCUGAACUUGCAGACUGAAAGGUCCCAGGUUCAAAUCCCGGGAGCAGAGUGAG
Messenger RNA from Anolis carolinensis (green anole), 2359 nucleotides. Its product is annotated as nanos homolog 2-like. The record is from RefSeq and is a predicted model, not a curated record. The transcript has 2 exons. Gene Ontology annotation, molecular function: zinc ion binding; mRNA binding. Gene Ontology annotation, cellular component: perinuclear region of cytoplasm. Gene Ontology annotation, biological process: negative regulation of translation; oogenesis. Bases 99 to 620 code for a protein of 173 amino acids. NCBI's taxonomy places the organism in Eukaryota, Metazoa, Chordata, Lepidosauria, Squamata, Anolidae.